UGUGUGCGACCGUGCGACGUACGAUCACUUUCAUGUGGAAAUGUUUCCUUAAAACAUCUGGAGAGAUUCUAUAUGAAAAUGUCAUCUAUAAACUGUAAGCGAGAAGAAGUGGAUGCUCAGGAAGAGCUUACUAUAAAAGAGGAACUUAACAACAAGAUCAAAGAGCAAAAGAUCGUAAUCGACGAGUUGUCCAAUUUGAAGAAAAACAGGAUAGUCUACACACAGCAACCCAACAGCAAUAUAUUCUUCCUGGCAGACAAGGGAGAAACUCUCAGCUCUUGCAAAAAGGAACUGGACACCAUGACAAAAGAAUAUCAAGAUUUAUAGUGCUGCUGUGUGAAAAUGUGUGGGAUCUGUUGUGUGGUCAGUUUGACCACGCCGCAAGAUUCACUUGAGAAUCA
Triplophysa rosa is the source of this 401-nucleotide messenger RNA. RefSeq names its product ASNSD1 upstream open reading frame protein-like. Bases 73 to 327 code for a protein of 84 amino acids. Lineage: Eukaryota; Metazoa; Chordata; Actinopteri; Cypriniformes; Nemacheilidae. The record is from RefSeq and is a predicted model, not a curated record. The transcript is spliced from 4 exons.